CCUCCCACCACAAACCCUAUUUCCCCCAACCCCGUCGCUACAACAAUGGCUGAGGUUCUACAGACUGCCAUGGAAGGUCUGAUCGGUGCGAGGAAGAGGAUUUCCACCAGGGUGAACUCGCUUUCUACUUACCGUACUAGCGUCAUGAAUCUGGAAGCAGGCAUCGCCUCCGCAUCGAAGUUGCCCGAGUUGCAGAUGUGUAUCUGUAUGGCUGCAAGGGGCAUCAAUGUCGACAUAGAAUCCUUCGAAGGCUACAAAAGGUUUAUCUUCAAAGGGUUAAUCAACUGCACCAGCUUUGCGAGGAGUAUGUUUGAAUUGAUGCCCGAUGAUCUGGAGCUAGACCUACCGAUGGCCUCGUGCGAAUUCCUCCUGGGGACCGAUGACCGGCUCCCCGUGUUGACCGACCUUGCGAGAAGAGGAAUUGAAGAGAUGACGAAGCUGGAGGCAGAGGAGGCAGAGGCGGAGCCAGAGGACCGGCUUGUCAAGGACACGGCCUCUUUGAUCACCCACUUGAAGAACAUGAACAGUAUACUGAUGUCCAUCAAGGAAAACGCUGCAGCAGGCGGGGAGACCAGCUCACAGAAAGGCUUGGAGGAGUCGUACAAAGGGGAAUUGUUUGCCUUUGAAGCCGGAAAGGUCAGGAUCGUCCAGACAAUGCUUAAACUGAGCGAUGCCUUGAUCAAAGAGAUCGAGCCCCAGCGGGAGUUGUCACAAGCCGAAAGGUCUAUGUCCGUGGCAGAGUAUAUGGAGCCGUUGAAGGAAAUGCUCGACCUGCCUUCCAAAGAGAUCCCUCUUGACUUGCUCUUCUGAUCAGCACACCGUUUGAUCCAAUGAUUAUCUGCGACGGUGAUGCAACCGCUACUUAUGGGAUGCUGGCUUGCUGAAGUGGAGGCAAAAAUAUAUAGUCGUUUUUUUUGUUUUGUCGCACUUUCUGGAUUUGGUGGUUAUGUUUGCUCCUCUAAUCAGGAUGGUGGAGAUGACAUUUGUGUUUGUUGGUGGUUGGAUUAUGGAAAUCUUUGAAUUGUCGGCAGUUGGGUUUGUUUAACAUUACAUUUGGUUGUGCUCUUGGUUUGCUUUUGUCGGGCUUUCAAGUUUUUGUUCUUUUUUAAGCUUGAGUGGCUACAUCAAUGGGAAAGCAUUCUCUUGGUACGAGUUAUUCCAAAAUGUAAGCAUGUUGUGAAAUGAAGAGGAGAACAAUUGUCUGAGGGGG
Linum tenue is the source of this 1210-nucleotide messenger RNA. The record is from the annotation of a GenBank genome assembly. Lineage: Eukaryota; Viridiplantae; Streptophyta; Magnoliopsida; Malpighiales; Linaceae.